Messenger RNA from Aspergillus saccharolyticus JOP 1030-1, 865 nucleotides. RefSeq lists its product as uncharacterized. The transcript has a single exon. The record is from RefSeq and is a predicted model, not a curated record. NCBI's taxonomy places the organism in Eukaryota, Fungi, Ascomycota, Eurotiomycetes, Eurotiales, Aspergillaceae. The coding region runs from base 223 to 660 and encodes 145 amino acids.
AGCCCGGGGGCUGACUGUGGACACUUUCCCAGCAUACAAUCACACACGUUGACACAAUCACUUCAUUGUUCCAUUCCCUGCUACUCCGUACACCCUCAAGAAUAGAUGGGCUAGACCAGCCAGCCGUGCCAAUCUGGCACGACACUAACCGACACUAGGCUCGAGUAAUAUCGGACAAGACAAAGAAAUCCAAAGGCUAGACAAGACUAUUCCGUGCAAGAGAUGGGCUGGAAAACAGGUUCACCUCCAGUACCUGGCAAGGAGACUUUGACCCGAUCGGCCAUGAAGAUCAUCUCAUCAUCUCUUGCCAUUCAGAAAAUGGUGCUGCGUAGGCUGAGCGAUCUCGACCGUUCCAGAGGAGCAUCACUGGUCACCUCCAGGGUCCCCUGCUGCCGAGCGCUCGUCUCUACGGCGUACCUUGUCACAUACCUAAUCUGGGGAAACAAGUUACUUCAAGUCCGACCGGUUGACAUGGUGAAUCACGCCCUGUACCUCUGCAAUCUCAACCAGAUUAAUUUUGCCCCGUCCUUCCCUUCUCCCCUUAUCCCGCAAGUAGGUAAGCCAGUUAAUCACUCCAUACCGGGUAUAUCAAAAGAAAUCCCCCCCCUCCCCACCGGCCCGGCCGGUAAGGAUUGUACCUUUACCGGACGGGGGCCUUAAGUCGAGUUGUUAAGGUCCGGUCCCUACUGGAACCAUGGAUCCAUUCGGAGCUAAAUCAAUACUGUCAUAAGUUAUAGGGAGGAGAUUAGUAGCUGGAAAGCAGUGAUCAUCUAUAAGGACAUUUCUAGCUUCGCUUACUUCCCCUUAGUCAAGACGAUGUGGGGGGGGGAAGGUGGGUUUUCACCCGGAGUUUUGAAAUUGGCGC